Messenger RNA from Neodiprion fabricii, 1364 nucleotides. Its product is annotated as cytochrome c oxidase assembly factor 5. NCBI's taxonomy places the organism in Eukaryota, Metazoa, Arthropoda, Insecta, Hymenoptera, Diprionidae. Gene Ontology annotation, cellular component: mitochondrion. The transcript is spliced from 3 exons. The record is from RefSeq and is a predicted model, not a curated record. The coding region runs from base 123 to 371 and encodes 82 amino acids. Gene Ontology annotation, biological process: mitochondrial respiratory chain complex IV assembly.
CCUGCCAUAAUUAUCAGCACUAGUUUGCAUUUUGCACAUUUCAACUCGGCAAUGAAGCGUUUACGACAGACACUACAAUUAUUUUGAUUUUCAAUUUGAACCAAACGAUAACUAUAGAAACAAUGCAAUACGAGAAUGAAAAUGAAACGUUGGCUGACAAGUCAAGAUGCGCCGGAGCCCGAGCAGACCUGAAAAUGUGCCUUCUCGAAAGCGACUGCUGUAAAAUUCAUAAACGCACCCCCAGGGAAUGCCUAAGAACAACUGAUGGGACUGUCCCUGACAAAUGUCAAGCACUGAGAGUAACUUUCUUCGAAUGUAAACGCUCGCUUCUAGACGGUAGACGUCGAUUCCGCGGACCAAAGGGAUACUAGCAUCUUCAACAGCAGGCAAUUCUUGUGAUUAUUUAAAUUUUUUCCGAUUACAGCAGAGCCUGUAGUUUUCCAAAUAUGUAUUCUGUCGACUUUGAAAUAUUAAUCCUCUGUUUAUGACAACUCUAGAAACUUCUACAAUAUAUCAUUGCUGUGAAACUAGUGUAUUAAUUCAUUUUUGUGACACAUAAAAAAGUACGAGUUUCACUGUGUCCUAUAUCAGCUUCGAAUUGCUGUUAUGCAAACAAUAGAUAGAAGUAUUAUACCAUGUAAGUACGCAUACAUAGAGUAUAUAUAUCUGCACAUUUACUAAUGUCAUGUACCAAAUUAUAUAAGUAUUUAUUAUUAUAUAUUAUCCAAAUGUAAGAUAAUCAAUGAUGGUAUUGAUUAUGUUCAAUGAAAAUUGUACAUAAAGUUGAGAUCAUCUACACAACAAUGUCAUAACGCAAUAAAGGUAUGAUUAAUCAAAACUGAAAUCAAGUCGAGGAAAAUAUGUAGCCAAACUUUAUUAUUAUUAUUAUUGUUGUUAUUAUACAAUUACGUAUUACUAUUGUUAAUAUUACUAUCGCAGUACAUGCAUCAAUUGAAAAUAUAUCGAUAUAAUAUGUAUUAGAUUUGUGUUACCGCUCAGCGGAGAAAUACUGACGUUAUAAUUUUCAUUUUGGGCUUCCGGUUUUUCCGAUAUUGUUCUACUUCAAAUUUAAAUCCGAUUCGAGUUUAUGUAUCUUUCAUGUCGUAUACUACAUCUCCAUUGUAGCAUAUAGUAUAAUCAGUAAUACAUACUUCUAAAUAGGUAGGUAAUACUUUUUUCGUAUGUUUAUCGUAGAACGUGAGACAAAAACGCUAACGUAUUACUAUGAUUAUUGUUUUUCAAUUUUAUCCCAACGAUUUACGUUACGUUCUCUGAUCACUUCGUUGUGGGCAUAUAAGACGAAUGCAGAAAAAUAUUAUCGAAUUUAUAAAGCUUCGAAAAUGAGUUGGUCAAGGAUUCGGGAA